AUGUUCCCCACCCCCGCACCCCACCGCGCUGGUGUCUUUCUGGUGCCAACAUAUCUGCACAGUGAACAUGACCAGGGAGAUCAAGGAGAAUACAGGAUUAAAACCAAUUUUAGCUCUUCAAGCAACACAGGCUGUACCUCAGUGCCUGAAGCCCAUGUGUCGGCUGCUGGAAGCAAAAGGUCUUUUUCUCACAAUUGUGGCCUUCAUGGUCAGAAUAAUGGAUCCUUAUCCAACAAGUCCAGACCCAGCCCACCUGCUUCCCGUGAAAAGGCCCCUUUGUCAACACUGAGCAAAAACCAGCCGAGUCCUGCGAACACCCGUCAGAAUUAUGGGGCUUCUUUAGCCAGCAGAAGCAACUCAGGCUCAAACAAAGGAAGUGACAGCAGCCAAGUGACGAGGCGAUCAGGGAAAUCUAUUUCUUGUGGUCACAAUUGCAGCACUAAGCCAGAAAAUCCGGAGCGGUAUUUGACUCCUCUGCAGCAGAAAGAAGUUACAAUACGGCAUUUGAAAAAAAAGCUGAAGGAAUCCGAGUGCAAAGUUACAGAAAGGGAAAGAGAAAUCGAAAAGCUCAAAGCUCAGGUGGAACGUAUGAAGGAAGACUGGAUCGAAGACGAGUGUAAUCAUGUGGAGAUGGAGCUGAGCCUCUUGGAAGCAAGGAGGGAAAUUAAAGAACUCAAGCGAGGUAUUGAGAGCAUGAAGAAGAGCUUGGCUGAGAAAGACAAAAAAUUUCAGAAAUACUUCCUAGAAGUAAGCAUUGAAAACAAGAAACUGGAAUCUUUGGUGUCGAGCAUGGAGAUGGCCCUGAAGAGCUCUGUGAGAGAUGAGCAGCGCCCAGAGUACACAUGUGACUCUGAGGGGAAGCCGUUGUGUACCACGAUGCCAGACAGCCCCACCACAGAGGACCAAGCUCUGGAGGAGCUGGCAGGUAGUGGGCUGUUUCUUCAUGAGGACACAGCUAACGGGACUGAUUUAUUUGAAGAGAGUUUGACCACCACAACCUCUGAGUUGAGUGAUUCAGCUCCCUCCAAUUCUAUUGUGAAUCAAGAGAUGCUUGAAAAUGUUCUGGGUGAGAAACUAACUUUUUCCCAGGAGGAGGAGGAGAAAGUCAGAAACAUGAUGGUGGAGCAGACCAUCCAGACUGAUGUGGUGCCAUAUAGCCUAGAAGGGGAGCAGUUCAUUCAAAACAUGUCCAGAGCUCAGAGCUCAAGAUGCCUGUCCUCUAAGCCCGCCUUCUUCCCUGAAGGAAUUGGGUCAAUUUCUCUUGAAAGCCUCAGUGAUUCUGGUAUCGUAGUGGACUUAACUCCAGGUGAGCCAAACUCUACCAUCCUUUUGUCUCCUGUGACACCUCCAUGCAGGAAGGUGGAGCACGGAGUUAAUGAAAACCAUUUUGUGAAAGAACUUGAUUUUACAGAACCUCACGAUGAUGAAGUCUUUGGGUACGUCAAUACUGUUUCUCAGACAGGAAUAAAGAAGACAUACUGGAGCAGCAGACUCGCCAGCGAUCUGGCUGUAGCAGCCCCUGUUGUACCAACUAUCAUGCGGGCUUUCAGUACUCAUGGAGCAGGAACAGAUCUCAUUUACAGUACUGGAGCGUUGUUUUGCAGUUCUGUCCUAGUCCACCGUUUUGCUCUUGACUAUUUGAUUUGCCCUAUAAAUCGGUUUGAAAACAUGUUACUUGUUUCAGAAUGGAAAAGGUAA
This is a messenger RNA of Phalacrocorax carbo (great cormorant), 1698 nucleotides long. NCBI's taxonomy places the organism in Eukaryota, Metazoa, Chordata, Aves, Suliformes, Phalacrocoracidae. The record is from RefSeq and is a predicted model, not a curated record.